Molecule: messenger RNA, 677 nt
Organism: Mycena citricolor
Lineage: Eukaryota; Fungi; Basidiomycota; Agaricomycetes; Agaricales; Mycenaceae
Source: the annotation of a GenBank genome assembly
UCGUUUUCCUCCUGCGCCUCUUUUCUUCUCUCUCCCCUCCCUCCGCCUCUUCGUUCACGACCCACGACCCACGAUGAAAUCCACGACCGCCUUCGCCGCCGCCGCCGUGCUCAUGUCCGCGAUGUUCUCGAUCCGCAGCGUCGGCGCCCUCCCGCUGGACGCCCGCGACGUCUUCGUCCCGCCCGUGCUGUACCCGCACGCCGGGACAGUCUGGGGCGUCGGGCAACAGCACCACGUCGUGUGGGACACGUCCAACGCGCCGAAACAAAUCACGAACGGGAAGGGCGUAGUCAUGCUCCGCAAAGCCAACAUCACGACACCUCUUAUCUUGGGCGAGGGCUUCGACAUCUUGCUUGGCCGGGUUCAGGUCACCGUCCCGUGGGUGAUCGAGGGGGACGACUACCAGCUUGUUUUGUUCGGCGACUCGGGCAACUUCAGCCCGUUCUUCACGAUCCAGGGCGGUGGAAUCUGAUCCUUCAGGCAUUGCCGAGGUCUUUCACGAACGCCUUCAAUCACACAUUGGACAUUGUAUCGCAACACGUAUUGUAUGUACACAUACUGACUGGCCGUACUCCACCAUCUUCCUUGCGGAACGUGGUUGUAUUGUAUCAUCUGCGACCAUGUACAUUACCGGUACCUUCGAACACGAACUUUUUGUGCUCCAGCACAGGGAUCAG